AAAGAAAAAGAAAAAGAAAGAAAAAGGAAAAGGAAAAAAAAGGAAAAGAAAAAGAAAAAGGAAAUGAAGAUUGGUUGAAUGAAUGAAUGAAUGAAUUAUUAGUUUGUUGUUAGUAAGAUUUGGUAAGAAAGAGUGUGUAUAUAUAUAGGUAAAGAGAGUGAAAGAAGAGGAAAAAUGAGUGAGAAAGGAAAGGAGAUAGAGAGAGUAGUAGUUGAGAAGGAAAUAAAAAAAGGAAAAAUGAGUGAGAUGGAAGGGGAUGAGAGGGAGAUGAUUGAUCACUGGAGCCACGAGCAUCCACUUAGUUUAGUGGAUACUCGUGGAGGAGAAUACUGUUACGGUUGUGAAGUGCGGUUUGGCAGUGGAGAGAAGAAAGCUUAUGGAUGCAGCGUGGAGGGAUGCGAGUACGCAAACCUAUUACACGAAGAAUGUGCAGCGAUGGCGAGAGAGAUACGGCAUCCAUUGCACCACCCUCACCACAUCCUCAUCCAGCAACACCAGCCCAAAAUUCACAGCUGUGACAUCUGUAAACAGAGAAUUCUGUCCAUUGUGUACAGGUGUAGCUUCCGUGGUAAUGGUGAUGAGCUAAUGCUCAACUUCGAUAUCAUACAGCAUUCAAGUCAUCCCAACCAUGAGUUGGAGUUGUUGCAGAGAAGGUCCACCUUUGAGUGCAAUGCUUGCGACACCAUACACACCGGGAUUUGGUUCGUGUGCACCACAGAUGGCUGUGGAUAUCGGAUCCACCAGAUAUGUGCUUCCUUGCCUCAAAUUAUGAAAAGGGGAGACCAUCUUCACCCUCUUUCUCUCUCUUUUGCACAGCAGGAGAUCCCAGACCCUUAUAUCGACAUAUCUGUGUACUACAUACAAUCAUGUAAAAUAUGCAGCAGGUCGCUACACAAGUACAAGGGUUGGAUUUAUUAUUGCAGAAUCUGCAUAGAUUUUAAGGUCCACAUCACGUGUGCCUUCAACGAGCGACAAGGGUUGGUACAAUGCGGGUUCAAGAUGCACCUGAGAUGCGCGCAAGGGGGAGGCGUGAUUGAGGCUGAGGAUCAAAGGCGCAGCACCAUUCAUCAUCUAAGCCAUCCCGGCCAUGAAUUGAAGUUGUUGAGGAGAAGGUGUUCCUUCAAGUGCGAUGCUUGCUGCACCACACGCAAAGAGCCUUCCUCCUACAUAUGCACCAAUCAUGAUUGCCAGUAUUGGAUCCAUGAGAGUUGUGCUUCCUUGCCUCCAAGCUUCAAAAGGGAAGACCACCAUCACUCUCUCUCUUUAUCAUUUGAAAUCCCUUUUGAAUAUUUCAAUUUCAACUUCAAAUGUGAUGUGUGCAACACAUCUUUGCUACCCAAUUAUUGGAUAUAUCAUUGCCUAAUCUGCAGAUUUAUUGUCCAUGUCAAAUGCGCCUUCAACAAGCCGCCUCCUCGCAUCACUCUUAAUAUUGGGAGAGACAUAAUCCGUCUGCCUACAAAUGAGGUGGCUGAGGAGCUAAUUACACCUUUCGUGAUGAGAGAAAAAGGAGCCUUCACGCCUAAUGAUGAUGGCGAUGAGUUGGUGAAGGUGAAAUACUAUAAGUUCAUUCAUCACCAACAUCAACUCACUUUACUCUCAUCUGGCGAUCGAAGCCAACAACAAGAAGAAGAAGACGAGGAGAAUUAUGGAGUGAGAUCAGAAUUGAUAUGUGAUGCUUGCAUUACUCCUAUAUCUUCCUCAUCAUCAAACUACUAUAUGAGUUGCAGUGAAUGCAAAUACAAUCUUCACUUGGCAUGCUUUCAGUUGCCACCUCAACUCUCCUCACUUCCACUCCACCAACGUGAUGAUCACCAGCUUGUCCUCCGAUCUAGUGACAAACAUCAACCUUGGAAGUACCAAUAUUGCAGUGUGUGUGGGUAUCGUACGAAUGGGCUGUUUUACACUUGCACAGCGUGCAGAUUCAAAGUAGAUAUAAAGUGCGCUUGUAUGCCGGAUACCAUACUUCACGCAGCUCACCCGCAACAUCUCCUCAAUCAUGUGGCUUGGGUUGACCUGCGAGAAGAUAUCAAUUCAUCACGCUUGUCAUGUGCUGCUGGUUGUGGCGAAGACACAGACUAUUAUCAUUGUUACAGGUGUUGCAGCAGCAGCUCAUGUGAUUUCAUCGUGCACGUUAAAUGCGCUGUGUUGCCGGCAUCAGUCAUCAGCCGUAGAUGGGACAGGCAGCACCCGCUGCUGUUGACUUACGACGCCACUCUCAACCGUCCUGGCGAUUUCUACUGCGAUCAAUGUGAAACACAGAUGAAUCCCAGGAGAUGGAUGUAUCACUGCCGCAGUUGCGAUCUAUCCUUCCAUCCACAUUGCUUUCCAACUACAUCCGGAAGGUAUAGAAACUGCAAGAUGGGGCAGGAAUAUGAUGUGAAUGCAGAAACCCAUCCACACCCGCUCACCUUUCAACUUCUCACCACAAAACGCCGCUGCGACAUUUGUCGUUACAAUGAGAAUGAAAAUCAAGGAUUUUAUUGUGCAUUAUGCAACUUCUUCAUUUGUCUCUACAAUUGUGGUAAAAACAUGAUCCAAAAUGGUGACAUGAAGGCCGUUGAUUGAUUGAUUGAUUGAUUGAGAGGAAAUCAUCUGUUUCAGAUCAUUCGUUUAGUACUAUGUCUAGAAUGAUGAUGCGCAUAUAUAUAUGUUGUUUACCUCUUUUUUCCUAA
Molecule: messenger RNA, 2672 nt
Organism: Salvia splendens (bonfire salvia)
Lineage: Eukaryota; Viridiplantae; Streptophyta; Magnoliopsida; Lamiales; Lamiaceae
Exons: 2
Coding region: 175-2565 (796 amino acids)
Source: RefSeq, a predicted model, not a curated record